CUGGUGGUGGCUCUUCUUCAAAAACAACCCGACGUUUCCUAUUUCCUCCCAAAAACGCAGAAAUAAAUCUCUCUUUCUUCUCUCUCUCUCUGAAACCCUAAUUUGUUAUCUCUUUCUCAGAAACCUAACUCCUUCAGAUUCAAAUUUUAUAUUUUUAUAAUAUAAAAAAGUUCGAACCUUUUCAGUUUAACCCCACACGUAUAUAAACCAAGGUUUUGUCUGGGUUUGGAUUUGCAGUUCUUCGAAUACAAAUCUGAGCCAGUGAUUGGGGGUAAAUUUCUAGGGUUUUGAAUUGAUCUGAGGCGGUGCAUGGCGAACGGUACGGAUUCUGAGGAGUUUGUGGUGAUGUCUAAGGUCCGGACGGGCCUGAAACGUGAGUUCGCGUUUGCGUUGAAGGCCCAGGCUGAAGUGUCUGGUUCUUUGGGACGGACUCGGGGCAGUAAUUCUCUGAAUGAGAAUGGUAAGAGGUUGAAGAAAGCGACCACGAACGAGGUGCAGAAGGAUGAUGGGGACGAGAAAUUGACGAGUGGUGACGAUAUAUUGGCGGGUGGGGAGACGGUUGAGGGCGACAAUGUGAAGGUUAUGGAGGAUUUGGAUGAGACCAUGAGCGAAGAGGACGCCAAAAGCGAUGUGGUGGACCUCAUAAGCGACGACGAGCCUAAAACCCACGUGGAUGACUCUGUGCUGAGCGAGAGGGUCUACGAAGACGAGUUGAAGAACGGGGAGGUUGAGAUGGCAGUUGACGAUGAGCCACAGACGGGUUGCAUUGGUGAUUCGGUCAAUGAAGAUGAGGCUCAGGAGGAGCAAUUGAAGAAGAGUGGACCAGAAAAGCCUUUGGUGGAUGAAGAAUUGCCGGAGAUGAUUGAGAGUGGCGGCGAUAAGGUGGAAGGAGAGGUGAUUGAAAAGCCGGAGAGGCGGUUUACUCGGUCAGCAUUGAAGCCGAAGGCGGAGAAAGUGAAUAAUUUACCCGGGAAAAGUGAUUCCCAACAGUUAAAUUCGGAGAUGCAGAAAAGCCCAUUUGUUAGUAAAUCAAAACUUGAGAUGAAAAUGCCGAAGAUGGUGAGGAAGUUUGUUAAAUUAAAAGAUUUUCUUGAUACCGGUAUCCUCGAGGGGCAGCCCGUCAAGUACCUUAGAAAGGUAAGAGGAGCUGGAGAUACGUGGCUUAUGGGAGUGAUUACGGGUUCUUCCAUAUUGUGUCACUGUGAUUCUUGCCAAGGAACUGAAGUUGUUACACCUGCGGUGUUCGAACUGCAUGCGGGUAGUUCAAAUAAACGUCCUCCGGACUAUAUAUAUCUUGAAAAUGGCAAUACCCUUCGGGAUGUCAUGACCGUAUGCCAAAAUUCUCCUUUGGGAAUUUUGGAAGAAGCUGUUAGACUUGCUGUUGGUUGCUCAUCGAUAAACAAAUGUACCAUCUGUCUCAAUUGCAAAGAAUCUAUUCACGAAGAGGGUACUGGGUCAGCAGUGCUACUUUGUAUUUCAUGCAUGGAGUUAAAAAAGUCUGGUGAAGCUACGCCUGCUGUAGGUGCUAACCAUAGUGAUGAAUCACCAAAGCCGGUUAUGGUUCCAAAGGGGCCUGAUACCAUGUCAAAUUGUAGCUCACUGAAGCCGGUUCCAGCUCCAAAGUUUCCUGAUACUGUGUCAAAGUAUAGCUCACCAAAGCCGGUUACAGUACCAAAGUGUCCUGAUACCGUGUCAAAGUAUAGCUCACCAAAGCCGGUUACAGUACCAAAUUGUCCUGAUACAGUAUUGAAGUGUAGCUCCUCAGAAAGUAAGAGCCAGGGACGUGUAACAAGAAAGGAUCUUCGGUUGCACAAGUUGGUUUUUGAGGAAGAUGUUUUGCCAGAUGGAACAGAAGUAGCCUAUUAUUCUCAUGGGGAGAAAAUGUUGGUCGGUUAUAAAAAGGGGCCUGGCAUUAGUUGUAGCUGCUGCAAUGAUGUGGUCAGCGCAUCGCAGUUUGAAGCUCAUGCUGGUUUUGCAUCACGUCGCAAGCCUUACCUAUUCAUUUACACAUCUAAUGGGGUAUCUCUCCAUGAAUUGGCAUUAUCUCUGUCAAGAAAUCGGAAGUCAUCUACAAAGAAGAAUGAUGACCUAUGCUCCAUGUGUCGAGAUGGAGGAGAUCUCUUGUGCUGUGAUAAUUGUCCAAGGGCUUUUCACAAAGAGUGCCUUUCUCUACCAAGUGUCCCUGAAGGUACUUGGUACUGUAAACAGUGCCAGUCUAUGUUUGAGAGAGAGAAAUUUGUGGAGCAUAAUGCCAAUGCUGUUGCAGCUGGAAGAGUUGCAGGAGUUGAUCCUAUAGAACAAAUAACCAACCGAUGCAUUCGUAUUGUCACAACUUUUGAGGAGAAAUUUGGUGGUUGCGCACUGUGCAGAGGACAUGAAUUCAGCGGCUCUGAUUUUGGUCCUGGCACAGUUAUUUUGUGUGAUCAGUGUGAAAAGGAGUUUCAUGUAGGCUGUUUGAAGGAUAACGGGAUUGAAGAUUUGAAGGAAAUACCGAAAGGAAAAUGGUUCUGUUGCCCAGAUUGCCACAGGGUUCAUUCAGCUUUGCAGAAGUUGGUAGUUCAUGGGGGACAGAAGCUUCCAGACUCCUUACUGAAUGUUGUAAGGAAGAAGCACAAUGAGAAAGGUACAGAGUUUGGGGCUAAUCUUGAUAUAAAAUGGAGGGUGCUUAAUGGGAAAACGUCCACUGAUGAUGAAAGUUUACAGUUGCUUUCAAAGGCUCUUGCCAUAUUCCAUGAUCGUUUUGCCCCAAUAGUUGAUCCUACUUCACGCCUUGACUUCAUCAAAGAAAUGCUUUAUGGGGGGACCAUCCAGACCCAAGAAUUUGGUGGGAUGUACUGUGCAAUAAUUACAGUAAACCAAUUGGUUGUGUCAGCCGGAAUGUUUCGUAUCUAUGGAGCAGAAGUGGCAGAGCUUCCUUUAGUGGCAACAAGUGCUGAUUACCAAGGACAGGGUUACUUCCAGACUUUAUUUUCAUGUAUUGAGAGGUUUCUUGCGUUCUUAAAUGUGAAAAGUCUUGUUGUGCCAGCUGCUGAUGAGGCAGAAUCAAUAUGGAAAAAGAGAUUUGGUUUGGAGAAGUUGACCCAAAAUGAGAUAAGCAAUUACAGGAAAAGUUACCAAAUGAUGAUCUUCCAUGGGACAUCCAUGCUGCGGAAGCCCGUCCCUAAGUGCAGAAUUCUUGCUUGAAAAGAGAGUAAUUGAAUAUUGGAUCAUCGAAGUCUUCUAUUUUGGAAUGGAGAGAAGAAAACUAAUUUGUGGAUCAUUUUCCUUCAAAAUGUACAUGACUUCCCUUGGCUCUUGGUGUACAGAAAAGCAGAAAAUAUACAACAACCAACCCUACAGGCAGUUUUUGUUUUUUUGGUAGCGUAUAGAAACUGAGAGAUUUCAGUUGGCCAACAGAAAAGUGAGAGUAGGUUAAUGAAAGAGUAGUUUAAUGAAGAGACUUACAGAAAUUUUGGUAACUCCUGUCUCCUGGAACUGUGCCUUUUAUGGCACUCUUAUUUCUGCUUCUGGCCAUGGGAUUCCAUUUUUGUAGCUUAUGCCUUUCUCCCAGUUCCAUUGUGGUUUUCUUUGUAGUUCCAAACUUGAAUUGAGCUCCUUGGCUCUAAACUAGUAAAGAAGGCUUCCGAUGA
Prunus dulcis (almond) is the source of this 3629-nucleotide messenger RNA. RefSeq lists its product as uncharacterized. NCBI's taxonomy places the organism in Eukaryota, Viridiplantae, Streptophyta, Magnoliopsida, Rosales, Rosaceae. The coding region runs from base 310 to 3183 and encodes 957 amino acids. Gene Ontology annotation, molecular function: acyltransferase activity, transferring groups other than amino-acyl groups. The transcript has 18 exons. The record is from RefSeq and is a predicted model, not a curated record.